Molecule: messenger RNA, 1949 nt
Organism: Paramisgurnus dabryanus
Lineage: Eukaryota; Metazoa; Chordata; Actinopteri; Cypriniformes; Cobitidae
Product: adhesion G protein-coupled receptor E3-like
Biological process (GO): adenylate cyclase-activating G protein-coupled receptor signaling pathway; cell surface receptor signaling pathway
Cellular component (GO): plasma membrane
Molecular function (GO): G protein-coupled receptor activity
Source: RefSeq, a predicted model, not a curated record
UCAAGUCACAAUUAUGUGUACUCCUGUACCGGAUUCAGAAAACAAAAAGUAUUUCUGCAGUCAUCCAUGUAAAAAUGAAAGAUUUAUAGUAUCAUCUGAUCGGACUUCUAUCGGGAGAUUCAGACUGAAAGAUUUUGGAAAAGGAACGUUUACAGUGACCAUCACUGAUCUACGGGAGACAGACACUGGGAAUUACCGGUGUGGAGUGGAUAAAGUAGACGAAUAUGAAAAGGUCAUUCUGAGAGUAUCCAAAGGUUUAAAUUGCAUGGAAACCUCAUGUAUACAGAUUCUCCUUGACCAGAUAGAGAAUAUUACAGCUAUCAAUUUAACGAAUGUUACCAUGUUCAUGGACAAGGUUUUCAGCAAUUCAGAGAAGAUAAACACAUCAUCAGUUGACCCAAAGAAACUAGCGUCAGAUGUGUUAAAAGUCAGUGAGAAGCUUGUGUCAAUGUUGGUGAAGCCAACAAACACCUAUGACAAUGUCAGUUUCACUCGUGCAGCUGUGGAGGCGCAAGUGUUUGUUGUUGGACCACAGGCCAACCUUGAUAAAAUCCCUCAGCUCAACACAUCAUAUGCUUCUAUAGACAUUGAUCUUAUUGGGAUCGCCAGGAACAAAUUGAAUUCAGGAUUAGCUGCUGUGGCUUUUAUGAGCUACAACACAAUGGAGGACCUACUGAAACCAGACUUCUUCAACACAUCAGAUAACACAGUUAAAACCAUGAUGUCCACUGUCAUCUCAGCUACUCUACCUAAAACCACCAACACAACCCUCACCAAACCAGUCAACUUCACCCUCAAACACAUCAGAGAGAUAAACGACAGUGGUAAUCUUUCCUGUGUGUACUGGAACAUCAGUGAGUGGAUUGUAGAUGGUUGUUCUGUUGUAAAGACCAACAGGAGUUUCACUGUGUGUUCAUGUAUUCAUCUGUCAACAUUCGCUCUCAUCAUGCAAACCAGCAGCAGAUCAUCAGAGGAUAAUAGUCAGCCGAUGGAGUCGAUGAAUUUGGUGUUUGUGAUCGUGGGUCUGGUGUUUACUAGUUUGGCUUUGUUGACUUUUGCUUUCUGUCGAUGGAAACCUGGAGUGAACAAUGUAGCUCGAAUCAACCUCUGCAUCAGUCUGCUGUCUGCUCAUCUUCUGUUCUUACUCACACAACGCUUCCUGACUCUCAUAAAACCUCACAAGGAGUUGUGUGCUGUGAUAUCAGGAGCUCUUCACUUCUUCUUUCUCUCCUGCUUUGUGUGGAUGUUCAUUGAAGCUGUGCUGCUCUUCAUCAAUGUGAAAAAUCUAUCACAGAUCAGCUCCAGACAGAGGGUGAUGCUUAACAAGGGAUUCUUGAUUGUGAUUGGUUAUGCGAUUGAUUUUGUUAUAGUGGGCGUGUCUGCUGGACUGGUUCCUGAAGGCUACGGCAGUGAAAAAUGCUGGAUUAAACAGGAGAAAGGCUUCAUCUGGAGUUUUCUGGGACCUGUUUGCUUCAUUCUUGCAAUAAACAUGAUUCUCUUCAUCAGUAUCUUCAUCAGUGUGAAGUUAACUCUCAAAAACCUCAACCUUGACGUUUCACACAUAAGACAAACCAAGAUUACUAUUUUUAAAAUUCUGUCCCAGUUUGUGAUUUUUGGUUGUCCCUGGAUUCUGGGUUUCUUUAUUCAUUACAGUAAGAUGUUUGAGUUUCUCUUUCUAAUCCUGAACUCACAGCAAGGAACCUUCAUCUUCCUCGUCUUCUGUGUCCUCAAUAAUGAGGUCAGACAACAGUAUGUAAAGUGGAUGAGAGCUGUCUUUCCCGGACUCGAACCAAAUACCUUAUAAGAUGCCCCACCCAAAAAAAAUAUUACAGUUAAAUAUAACUACAUUUAACGUUUAUGCAUUCAUAGUCUUAUUUUCUGUAAAUGUCAUACUUUAUACAAUAAUGCAAAAAUACAGUCAAUGUAAAUACAAUAUUUACUCUUGUUUA